AUGCUACGAUCCGGGCCGAAACCCGAGGAUCUCGACUUUGAGAUCCAUGUUGAUCAGUCUUGCUUGAACACACCCGCGCACGAAGCUGCCGAGCCCGAACUCAUGGACGACGACGUCCCCGCUGCUGCUGCUGCCAAGGCCGAGGCCGAGGAGGUGAAGACGGUGGAAGAUGCGCCGGAAGUUACACCAGAAGAUGUCAAAGACGAGACUCCCGAGGUCGUUGUGGAGGAGUCAAAGAUCGAGUCUGACGAUGUGAAGGAAGACGACAAGGACGAAGAAGACACAACGGUGGCUGGGGCAGCUGCAACAGACGCUGUUGUGGAGGCUGAUACUGAAGGCACUGCUGAGAAGGAAGCCGAGACGACACCUGAUGAGACUGCGGAGGCUGAGGAGACGAAGCCUGCUGCGGAGAAUACCUCUGAAGAACCUAAGAGCAAGGUCGAAGAGGCGGAACCUGCCUCGGAAGAAACACAUACCACUGAGGAGGAUACACCGGAAGCGACAGCGGCAGAAGAAGUCGAAAGCACACCAGCAGAGGAGGAUUCGUCUGCGAAUAUCGAUACUAAAGAUACACCUGAGGAGGAGCCUUCAGCGGUGGAGGUUGAAUCCGAAGAGAAAGCUUCAGAAGAUACUCCCGCACCACCAGCUGAGGCGGAGACCGAGCUGGAAGAGUUGGUGGCUGAAGUAGAGGCAGAGCUUGGGGCCGAGCCUGAAGCUGAGCCUGAAGCUAUUGUUGAGGCUGAGGAAGCUGCUGAAGAGACAACACUCCCGGCAGAAGCUGAGGCCGAAGUGGAGGAAGAGAGCAAAGAAGAGCCGGCCCUACCAGAGCCCGAGGAAGGGGUCGUCGAGCCAGAAGCUGAGCCAGAGGUUCAGCCAGAGCCCGAACCCGAAGUAGAGGUCGAAGUCGAGCCAGAGGUUCAGCCAGAGACGGAACCCGAAGUAAAGGUCGAGGCUGAACUCGAGAAAGAAUCUACACCCGCCCUGGAGACAGAACCUGAAGACGAAGAAGUCGAGAGGGGAAGGUCACUUGGACCCGCGGCCGAAUUCACAACCAGUGAACUCGCAGAGCAGGUCGCAGACUCACUCAACAUGGCUCAGACAGACUCGGAUGAGACCCCAACACCCGCUCCUGCCAUCGAAGUCGCCGACGAGGAUCGCGAUGAGCCCCCCGCCGUCCAAGAAGCCAGUCGCUCCUCUUCUUCCCUCCGCCGCGUCUCCGGUCGUACCGAUGCUCUCAUUCAGGCUGCCGCCAAGGAGGUCCUCGAGCGACUCGAAGCUCAAACGAUGGAGACUAUCAGAAAUAGGUCACACGCACGCCACGACUCCACGGGAUCUACAAACAAUGGCACAGAGCUACACUACGAUGUGAGCACUCGCCGCGAAUCCUACAACACCGACUCGCGUGCCAGCCGCCGUGAGUCUUAUAACACGGAAUCGAGGGCAAGUCGUCGCGAGUCCUACAACACACAAUCGCAAUCCAGCCGUCGGGAGAGCGAUGCCCGCCGUCGACCUGCACAUCACGAAGACGGCGGCGACAGCUCCUCCCAGCACGGCGACUCGGAUGUCUUCAGCGACCGCAGCCCGCGUAGCUCACUCGGUUCCUUUGAUGGCAACAUUGACCAUCACAAGGACACCAGCAACCGCUCGUCCAAGAGAUUCUCCCACAUGUCCGACGACGUGUCUGUGUCCGAGAUGUCCUACUACGACAAGGAAGACUUCGUCCCAACCAUCCGCGGCGCGCCCAGGAUGCCCUUCCGCUCCCCCUCCGACGUCCGGGCUCUGCAAUACUCAUCCCCCGCGCCAUCCGUGUCCGGCGGCUCCUACUCGCCGCGCUCCAGCAAACGCUCCCAGGUGCCGACCAUCUCCCGCCUCGGCAGCCCCAACGUCUCCGCCCAAUACUCCGCCAAGGGCCGCAAGACACCUACCCGCUUCAACCCCAAAAAGGAGCCCGCCCCGCUCGUCCUUCUACACGUCACCCUGCUCCCGCUCCGCUGGCAAUGGGCCGAGAUUCUGGAGCAGACGUCCUCUGAGACCCUGUCCCCUGAGGCAAAGACUCUCCGCGAGGCGUGGCACCACCUCCAUGACCGUGUCGCCGAUACCGUCUGCGAGCGCGGCAUUCUCCUCUCCCACCCGCAAGACGAGUACGAGAUCCUCGAGGAACGGCUGCUAGAAGCCCUCGACCUGCCCCUGCGCCGGCGGGCGCGCGUCCUCGAGUGUGGGCACUACCUCGGCCCCUCCAAUGAGAUGACGCUCGGCGAGGACAUGGACAGCGACGAGGAUGAGUACGACGAAGAGUCGAGACGCAAGAGCGCCUUCGCGAAAACGCACUGGUGCCAGACGUGUCGUCACGAGAUCCGCUACGAGUCCCUCGGUCCUGGCAAGAUCUUCCGCAUCAAGGUGUACGCUAGCAACGGCCUUAUGAGGACCGGUGCCUGGGCGGCGUGCUGGAAGGAGAUGGAGCGUGUUGAUGUCGAGAUUGAGCCCAUUGUCGAGUCGGCUGUGCUGGAUGAGCUGGAGCGGCUUGUUGUGGCGCAGUCGCAGCAGAUGUCGCUCGUCAAGCACGAUCCUACGAUCCUUGAGUCUACCGAGGGGAGAGAUAUGCCGGAGGACCGCGGUAUGUCAGACUUUGAUCGCGACAUGCCGUCCAUGGAGGAGCCUCUGCACGAGACGUCGCAUAUUGAGGAGACUCAUCUCUUGGAGCCGAAUUACAUUGAGAGCGAGGCCCAUAUCCCGGUCUCAUCACCUCCCCCCGCUGCGGCAGAGGACGUCCGCCCUCCGUCUCCGGAGCCGAUGCCCCGCUACGACCAAAGCGAGGAGCGUCGUCUCCGUGACGAGGCGCGCAUGCGUGAGAUCUACGGACACUCUCCGGCGCCUGAAUCAGAGCACCACAAGCCAGCACCCGAAUCUCGGCCGGCAUCAUCUCACCACGAUGCCUACUCAGCUCGCUCCGCCCCUCCCCCACAACAGCAACCUGAGCCGGAACCCCAACAAGCUCAUUACCACGAGCAGCAACAUCAGCACCAUCAGUCCCCGCCCCCGCCAGAGGAAGCCUACGCCCAGCACCACCAGCGGCAACAAGCCUUCCAGAACGCCGGACUCACGGAGCUGCUCCUCGAGGCUGCGCGUGUAUUUAUGCAGGAUAAGAAGAACCUCGCCAUUGUGGUCAUGAGUUUGCUCGUGCUGUUUAUGGCGAUUCGUCCUGCGCCGAGGGAGGUGAAGGAUUGGGAUGGGCAGUUUGUCGAUCAUGCUGCUGCGCCUGUGGCUGAGGUUCCUUCCUCGCAGGCGCAGGCGCCGCCGUUGAUGGAGAGUAUUGAGGCUGUCGUGGAGUCUGUGACGGCGUCUGAGGCUUCGGCAGAGGUUGUUGUUCAGCCUACGCCUGAUGUUGAAGUCGCUGAACCGGAACCUAGUGUGGAGGUUUUCGUGCCUGAGUCUGUUGCGAGUGUUGAGGAGGUUGAGAGUACGGCUACUUCAGCUACUGAGCAGACUUCUGCUGUGGAGCAGGAGACUUCUGUGACUGCUUCUCCUUCCUCGUCUUCUGAGGAGGUGAGGGCUCCUUUGCCUACUCCGGUUCAUGAGACCAUCACUACCAGGGAGUUGGUGCGUAUUAUUGAGACUGUGACGGAGACGGUCAAGGCUGUUGUUACGGAGACGGAGGUCGUUAGGGUUCAGCCGACGGCUAGUGUUGCGGCUGAUGUUGAUGAGGUUGAGGCCGAUGAGGCCAAUAUUGACGAGGCUGUUGCUGACGCUCCAGUUGCGGAGGACGCUUCUGAGACUCUCGUCUCCGAGAAUGCAUCCGAGACUGAAGAGGCAUCGGCUUUUGAGACUAUGUCACCUGUCGAAGAGUUCACAGAAGAUGCCGAGUCCGAGGAAGAAGAACCGGCUACUGAGUCAGCUCUCCCCGUCGCAGAGGACGUGGAGAACGAAGUUGCAGAUGAGCAAGCACGGGAUGUGAAUGAAGAGACUGAGCAAAUGGAGGAAAUGGAUGAGAAUGAACGGGAUGAGCUGUGA
Colletotrichum fioriniae is the source of this 4008-nucleotide messenger RNA. RefSeq lists its product as uncharacterized. Lineage: Eukaryota; Fungi; Ascomycota; Sordariomycetes; Glomerellales; Glomerellaceae. The record is from RefSeq and is a predicted model, not a curated record.